Molecule: messenger RNA, 1194 nt
Organism: Funneliformis caledonium
Lineage: Eukaryota; Fungi; Glomeromycota; Glomeromycetes; Glomerales; Glomeraceae
Source: the annotation of a GenBank genome assembly
AUGACAAAUGAUUGGGCAAAUCAUUUAAAUGGUCAAAUGACCAGGUCAUUUCCGAACACUGCAUUAUCAUACAUCGUUAAACCCUUUAUCAAUCUCGGAGAUGGCAGAUUUCAAGUCCCACGACAUACAAACUCUCCACUCUCUCCUCCUCUUAGUCUUUUUGAGUUUCGUUCAUACUUAUACUUCCGUUUAUUAAUGCAAAACCAUCGCAUAGUUAUUUUUGAAUUACCCGACUUAACACUUGUCGCCGCAGUAAUUUCUUCCAUAAUUAAUUGUCCAGUAAAAACAUAUGAUGAAUGCAUAGCUGAAGGGCGUUCCAGUAAAAAUGAUCCAGCCUCCACAUAUUCUGGUAAAAACGAGAUUGAUGAAGACAAUAGCAAAAUUGACGAAGAUAAUGAAAUUGAUGAACGAUCACGUACUUACCAUCAUCAUCAAACAGUUCCUCCAUACAAUCAAGUUGAUAAUGUCCAACAUCCACAACCCAUUCAAUCUUCGCAACCCAUUCAAAUUUUUUUCAAAUUUUCUGAGGAAAGUCGUUCAAUAUUUAUAUCCCCAGAUAUCACCGUCCUUGAGUUGAAAAAGAAAAUCCAAGCAAUGCUUAACAUUGAUAUGAUAAGUCUCAGUUUUUCAAGUAAGCCACUAGAAGAUCAUAGAACUCUGAAAUCUUACAAUAUAAACCAAAAUGAUAGAGGCGUUAUCAAUUAUUUUGUUCUAAAUAAUCAAUUUGUUGACCCUUAUAAUAAUUGGAACUUAACGGAUAUAAAAAUGGGGAAAAAUUAUAUACGUGGGGGAAGAGUAUAUGCACCACCUUAUGGAUGGAAUAGAAUCGGACUUAAUACUAGGAGGUAUGGUAAAGGUAAAUGGAUGAGUAAUGAUGCUUCAAAAUCAUGGUCAGUCUCCUAUAAUGGCGUUAACAGGGUUAGGGCUGAGAUUACUAUUAUUAGAGGUCAGGAACAGACUAAGCAACAGUUUACAAAAUAUGGAAAAGGAAUAUAUUCAACUCCCGAUAUUAAAUAUGCCGAACAAUAUGCUAUAAUAAGAAGAAAUCAAAUCUUGCAUAAUAAUGAUAGGUAUUUGUACGUUUUUCAAAAUAGAGUUAACCCCAGAGAUUUGGAGGACAGAGGUAUAGAAUGGAUUACGAAAAAAAGUAAUAAUAUUAGGCCUUAUGUGCUGUGCAUUAAAAGAUAUUAUUAG